Messenger RNA from Aspergillus steynii IBT 23096, 1110 nucleotides. RefSeq lists its product as uncharacterized. The transcript has a single exon. The coding region runs from base 420 to 929 and encodes 169 amino acids. Lineage: Eukaryota; Fungi; Ascomycota; Eurotiomycetes; Eurotiales; Aspergillaceae. The record is from RefSeq and is a predicted model, not a curated record.
ACGGAAGGCUAGUCGCAGCUCCUUUCGCCGAGGAAUUCUCAGGGCCUCACGGGAGAUGGUCUACGUCCCUCGAAAGAGAUGGGCGUUAUGCAGUUAGCAGAGAUGAUUAGUUGCUAGUGGAUGGAGAGCAAAGGAAUGCACUAUCUCAAAAUUCAGCAUAGUCAAGUAAUCUAGCAAAAGAGCGUCGUAAGUCGUGUAGCGAAACUACCAAGAAUGCAGCGAGAUGGACAACAAUAUCCCGAUUGCUGGACAGGGGGCUGGAGUAUCUGUUUCCGGGAAUUGAUUAGCAGCAAGAACUCGCUGUUCGGGGGUUCUUUGGGAAGAACCAGCAUCUCCUCAGGUCUUUUCAGUUUUCAUUUUGGUCGUCAUCCAACCAAGACGCACGUCGCAGCCGCGGUACUAUGCAGCACCCAUCUCAAAUGCCAGCCGUCGAGAAGCCCAGUCCAGAAUGGCCGAUUCCACAGGCGUCCUACCAAACGCAAGACGAAGCUCGACUCCCGACACCAACCUCCAAUCCCCUCCGCACAUCCAUUCCAUCCGCAGUGAAAUCCAACUCCCACGGAUGUUUGCCACAGCCAUUAGUUUCUGAAAUUCCUCAUAGAGACAAAGCGGACCAGAAACCCCAAAUUGUGGCGCGUGUGGACCGCAUGGCCCUUGAUAUACACAUGUCUUCCCAAGGUUUAUCACGCCGAGAGUCUCGCGACGAAGAACCCUCGUGCCUUUUACUCAAGCCAUGCGCCUGCCUAGGUUGGAGUGGAAAAGACGACGGAAAUAACGGAGAAUUUGAGACGGACUUCGCGAGCGAAGGCCACGACCCCGAUCGACGGUAUGGAUGCGGGAUUCAGACAAUUCUGGACGGGGUGGUUCUCUUCGGUCUGGCUGGACAGGAAGUCCCUUCGGCUUUGGAUGCGACGUGUCGUCUUGGAUAGCGCGGUCUGACCUUUUACCAGAUUCACAUCAUAGGAGACGCGUUUUGCGUUUGCGGUGUAUUGGGGGUGGGAGUAGGUUUGGAGCAGGACGGAAGCCAGGACAGCUGUAGCUCACCUUUUGCGCAUCGGAGCUGGAGAGGAACCCUCAUUCAAACAUUCAGAAUGGAGGACGAGAUUUGGU